Molecule: messenger RNA, 1278 nt
Organism: Anopheles nili
Lineage: Eukaryota; Metazoa; Arthropoda; Insecta; Diptera; Culicidae
Exons: 3
Coding region: 1-1278 (425 amino acids)
Biological process (GO): sensory perception of smell; detection of chemical stimulus involved in sensory perception of smell
Cellular component (GO): plasma membrane
Molecular function (GO): olfactory receptor activity; odorant binding
Source: RefSeq, a predicted model, not a curated record
AUGGCUUCGAUUCACUCUCUCGGAAAAGGCAUAUUCCAGAAGUAUAUGGAUCAGUUUUUCACCUUCUCCGACACGGUGGAUUAUUUCAACUUGUUCAACGUGUUUGGCACGAUGUUCGCUCUUCACUUCAAUACACAAAGACCUGGUAUCUGGACUCUCAAGAAGCUUCUCUGGAGCGCAUAUAGAGCGCUCUAUCUGAUGUCGUAUCUGUCCUACUGCUACAAGGCCUAUUGGACGUUCAACAACUGGGAAUACAGCACGGCAUCAGCCAACGUGCUGGGGGCUCUGGGACUCUGCAGUGGAGCCCUUCUGCGUCUAGUCCUGUUCGAGCUCUAUCAUCCGACGAUCGAGCAGCUGCAAACGUUCCUGAACGAUCGCAAGUACAAUAAUCAGGACGAAUGGGCCCGUGACCGUCGAUCACAGCUCUACCAACACAACAACCGCUUCCUGAUGGUACUCAUUUCGGCCAUCAUACUGGAGUCGUUAUGCUUUCUCGCUUUUCUGCUACUAACACGUCCAGAGUUUAUGUUGCAGUAUAACGGACACAUCUUGGGUGGACCGUCAGUACAGAUAGCCUACGGAACGAUUACUGCUUGCUGGGGCAUCAUCUACGUGCUGGUGUUUAUCGUUUUCUACAUGCUAAUGGCGGGCUUUCGGCUAGAGAUGGAGAUACUAGUGCGCUCGUUCGAGCAGCUCGGUCAACCCGCACGGACCAGUGAUUAUGGUGAGCUCGUUCAGAUGGGCCUUCCGAUGGACGAGCAGUACGAGCAGGAGUUCUGGAGUGUCCUGCAAGCCUCGCUGACCAAGCACAUUAAGCGGCAUGUGGAGCUGUUGGAGAAUCUUCAAAAGUUUCGAUCCAUCGUUGGCCCGUUCGCGUUCCUGCAGUACUACAGCACCUUCGGGCUGAUAGCGGACUCAUUUUUCAUCGUUUCCUUCGAAGGAUUUUCCGGCUACAGCAUGGCGUAUGUACUGUUUGCAUCGUUUCUCAUCUUGGAAUCAUUCUUGCUAUGUCGCGGUGUAGAACAUCUAAACGAUUUGAAUAACCGAAUUGGAAUGACCUUGUACAAUCUCGAUUGGUCGCAGUUACUACGGUACUCCACAAGGUUCCGGUUUGAGUACAGGUGCGUGCGUCGAAUCAUCCUGCAGGUGAUUGUGCAAUCGCAACAAUCCCUUCGUUUCACCUACGGAGCAGCAGGAGAAAUUUCGAUGAACAGUUUUGCCGAGCUGAUGCAAAAGAGCUAUUCGAUGCUAACGUUUUUGCUGCAGCUAGACAACUAG